CUCGGUCAGAAUAGCAGGAGAAAGAAGUGAUGACAGAAAGACUGGGGAGGGAUUGCUUCGAGCUCGUUUUAUGAGAGGGUCGCGGUUGUGUCAUUGUACUACUUAGUUAGUUCACUGUGAAAGGGGGGCAAGUUAAUUGCUUGCUCCAUGGCGGGGUUUGGCUCGUUUCAUCGUGAAUGGCGCGCUUGAUAAACGGCCAUUUCUUUUGGCUGCAGUCAGCUGGCCCCGUUGCUUCUUUUCUUUUCUUCCAUUCUCUCUCUCAUUUAAAAGGGAUCUUGAUCUCUCACUUCCCGCUCCACCUCGUUACAUAGCCACACUUGAGCCUUUUUUGACGUUACGUUCAGUGAUAAUAUUUUAGCUUUAGGCUUCACGUUUUUACUCGAACCCAACCGCGUUUCAGAUACCAUACUGUCAACAAGAUGGGUUUCCUCGGAGAACUUAUCGAGGGCGCUAUCGAGAGCAAGUUUGGAGGAGGCCAUAGCUCCUCUACUGCCGAACCCUCCUACGGAGGUGAGGGCUCCUACGGCAACAGCUCCUAUGGACAGGCUCCGCCGCCCCCGCAGGUCUAUCCGCCCUGGGUUGCUCGCUGGGACGCGCGCGAGGGCCGUUAUUUCUUUGUGAACGAGCAGACUGGUGAGAGAACCUGGGAGUACCCUGCAUCUCAGGGAGGAUAUGGUGGUGGUGAAUACCGCCGAGAAGAGUCAUAUGGUGGAGAGUACCGCGGAGAGUAUCGCGGAGAGUCGUACCAGCAGGAACCUCCCAAGAAGGACCACUCGCUGACAUAUGGUGUUGCUGGUCUCGCCGCUGGUGCUGUCGGUGGUGCCCUGCUCAUGCACGAAGGCGAGAAGAUCCACGAAGACUGGGACGAGGACAAGGACCGGAUCGAGAACAAUGUGGCCGACUUCCCCGAGGAUGCUGCUCGCUGGACGGGCGAGAAGGUCGGCGAGGUCGAGCAGAUUCCUGAUGAUAUCGAGAAUGACUAUGACCGUGCCAAGUACCACGUAGAAGACGGCUUCGACAACGCCGUCCAAGACGUCGAGGACGCCCCAGAGGACGUCGCUGGCUGGGUUGGGGAGAAGGUCGGCGACGUCGAGCGUUUUGAUGACAACAUUGAGAACGCUUAUGACCAGGGAGAGCAAGAGGGCCGGUAUGAUGACAACUAUUGAUCAGAACGAGCCUUGCCCUCUCAUUCUUCUGUGAACGACGGAUUCUUCUUUGAGUUUUCGGAAUGGCUGCAGACUGAUUGCGAAGCCACUUGUUUCAUGUCUUGCCGCUCAUGUCUGUUGGCAUGAUGCGCUUAUCUGC
Paecilomyces variotii is the source of this 1305-nucleotide messenger RNA. RefSeq names its product WW domain protein. NCBI's taxonomy places the organism in Eukaryota, Fungi, Ascomycota, Eurotiomycetes, Eurotiales, Thermoascaceae. Gene Ontology annotation, molecular function: protein binding. The transcript is spliced from 3 exons. The coding region runs from base 420 to 1166 and encodes 248 amino acids. The record is from RefSeq and is a predicted model, not a curated record.